AUAAUACCGUUCUCGGAUGAGGUCAAGUAUCUAGGGGUCACUUUUGACCAAAAGUUAACUUGGAACCCUCACCUGAGAAACAUUAUGCAAAAAGCAAAAAUGGCCAUGUGGUCAUGCUGUCGAAUGGCAGGAGCAAGAUGGGGCUUAAGACCCAAAAUUGCUAUGUGGUUAUACACAGCGGUAGUGAGGCCAAUUGUCACCUACGCCUCCGCAGUCUGGUGUAACAAAACCAACCAAAAGACAGCAAUAGACACUCUAAACAGCCUGCAACGCACGGCUUGUUUAACAGCAACAGGCGCCUUCUCCUCGACACCGGGAGCGGCCCUAGAUGCACUGCUAGACAUCAUACCACUCCACCUGCAGGUGCAAAAGGAGGCCAAGCAGUGCGCCUACAGAAUAUGCACGCUAAACAGGCCAAAAUGGCGCUCUCAGGCAUUAGCCAAUCUAAAGGCCUGGGUUUUUGCAAAUAGAACCCUUAGCAUGCCCACUGAUGACACGCACACCGAAUGUCAUCUCACCAAACUGUACACAGUAGAAAUACCUCCUAGAGACAAAUGGAUCAACAACCAAAUGUACGUCGAAGAGGGAAGCCACGUUUGGUAUACAGAUGGUUCCAAAAAAGGCAAUGAUGUAGGAUGUGGGAUCUAUGGUGAGAGACCUAAGCUCAGAGCUAGCGUCAGCAUGGGCACACAAGCCUCAAUCUUCCAGGCAGAAGUCUUCGCCAUCAACAAAUGUGCGGAGAUCAACCUGGAUAGAAACCUAAGACACCAGCAUAUCUACAUCAACUCAGACAGCCAGGCUGCUCUGCUGGCACUAGAAUCCCUUGAGUCAAACUCAAAACUAGUCCAGAACUGUAAAACAAACCUAAAUGCACUGGCUAACUCCAACAAAGUCACACUUAGAUGGGUACCAGGGCACUCCGACAUUAACGGAAACGAAGAAGCGGACGAACUUGCUAGAAAGGGCGCAGACACACCCCUGGUCGGCCCAGAACCGUUCUGUGGAAUCACAAAACGGGAUGCAUAUUCUCUGCUCAGCAAGUUAGAAAAAACGAGAGCAACCGAGUGGUGGAAGUUCGUUAAAGGACAAGAACACUCGAAAGCUCUAAUCAAAGGGUUCAACAGCAGAACUGCUAAGGAGCUUUUAGGACUCAAAAGGCACAAAACCUGCGCGGUGACCAGAAUACUGACUGGACACUGUAAGUUGAAUAAACAUAUGUUUCAAAUUGGGAAGAAACAAGAUGCGACAUGCAGGUUCUGUCAGGAGUCAGAGGAGACUGCAAUGCACAUUCUCUGCUCUUGUGGACCACUAAUGUCAAAAAGAAGUACCUACCUAGGGCGACACGUAGUGCAACCCAUGAGGUACAGAACAUUACGGCCCAAAGAAUCUGGAACUUUCUGGAUGCAACGGGCAUUAGUAAUGAACUUUAAAGGGCCGUCACAAUAGAUCAAUGCUGGUCGAUGCGACACUCAAAGGCC
Molecule: messenger RNA, 1478 nt
Organism: Cydia fagiglandana
Lineage: Eukaryota; Metazoa; Arthropoda; Insecta; Lepidoptera; Tortricidae
Exons: 1
Coding region: 85-1446 (453 amino acids)
Biological process (GO): DNA replication, removal of RNA primer
Molecular function (GO): nucleic acid binding; RNA-DNA hybrid ribonuclease activity
Source: RefSeq, a predicted model, not a curated record